Molecule: messenger RNA, 5609 nt
Organism: Rhincodon typus (whale shark)
Lineage: Eukaryota; Metazoa; Chordata; Chondrichthyes; Orectolobiformes; Rhincodontidae
Gene: clmpa
Product: CXADR-like membrane protein
Exons: 8
Coding region: 231-1349 (372 amino acids)
Cellular component (GO): membrane; cell surface; cytoplasmic microtubule
Source: RefSeq, a predicted model, not a curated record
GCCAACCUCCUUUCCUCUCAAAUACAACAGAUUUCGAUUUAAAGACAUUACUGAGAUUUUUUUAGUGGAGGAGGCGCAGUGGGAACUAAUCAGACAUUCACAUUUUAACACCAUUCUUCACCAUAAAGGUCUGUCCCAGCAUUCCAGUCCCACAAAUUCAGGAGGCGGAGGACGAAGCACGAAAGUCUCCCAUCAAGUUGUGGAUUAAAUGUCGAAUUUUUAAAGCUACCAUGAUUUUGACCUCUCUCAGUUUUGUGCUGCUUCUCGGCUAUGCUCAUUUGUGGACUGCAAAACCCCAGACUGAAAUAAGGAUGGUUGAGGAGCAGGAUGUUGUUCUACCAUGUCACCAUCGCUUCGGUCACUUAGUAUCAAAGAAUCUGGAUAUUGAAUGGCUUUUGCAAGACUCUGAACCCAAUCAGAAAGUGGUGAUUACCUAUUCUUCAGGUAGAGUAUACACGAAUAUAAGUGCAAGGCAGAGAGGAAGAGUUUCCUUUGCAGCAAAUUACCAGAUGGGGGAUGCUUCCAUUAAAAUAUCAUCCCUACAUUCGACAGACUCGGGGCUGUACACAUGCAAAGUGAAAAAUGAAGGAGUGUAUGACUGGAAGAAUGCUAUUAAUCUUGUUGUUUUAAUCAAACCCUCUAAACCUAAGUGUUGGACCCAAGGGAAACUACUGAAAGGAAAUGAUAUCAAACUUCAGUGUAAAUCGGACAAAGGCACCCAACCCAUCUUGUAUGAUUGGAAACCUGUUUCGGAUACAGAAGAACAUCAAGCCAAACUACAUCCAAGCUUACACAUAGAUUCAAAAACUCCUGAAAUGCUUUUCCUGAAGAAUUUGAGCCAGGUGAAUGCUGGUCUAUACAAGUGCAGUGCCAUAAAUGAGGCAGGAGAAGAAAGCUGCAUUGUUAAUGUCGUAAUUAUGGAUGAGCUCGAUCCUUGGAUCAUUGCUGCUGCUGUUAUUGGAGUUAUAGUUGGGCUAUUGUUAAUCUUCCUAAUCAUUUGGUUUACACUGUACCUGAAAGGGAAGCAUAAAUAUGAGGAAGAGGAAACUCCAAAUGAGAUCAGGGAAGAUGCUGAGGCACCAAAGGCAAAGCUCAUCAAUUCACCAUCUUCAGUGGGGACAGGAAGCACAGGAUCUGGUUCCUGUUCAGUCAAUUCUGUCAAAAAUGGAACUGUUUACCCCAAGCAGCCUCAAACACCAUCAAUGGAAGAGAACAAGACACCCAUUACUUACUCACCAACAGAGGAGGCCAAGAUUGAUAGGAGCGGACCAACUCAGGCACAUAUGAAAAGAAUGGGUGCAGUCCCUGUCAUGAUACCUGCCCAAACAAGGGCUUUUCAAACUGUAUGAGCAUUAAUUGGGGGGAUAUAUUCUCCAACCAAUGUACUGGGAAGUUUUAUCAAUUGAACUUAAGGCUGGAAAACCUGACCUGCGACCUGCCCCAUUUCCAAUUUUGACAUGAGUGAAUUUUGUUCACUGAAUAGGAUAGAUUUACCUAAACUAGAUACCUUCACACAUACUGACUGCAUUGGGGAAAAAGUCCAGAAAAAGUAGAUUUCUAUUGAACAGAUGAAUCUACUUUGCACAAUAAAGUUCUGAGGCUGGCUUCAUUUAUACUUACACACAGACAGAUACACAAACACACAUACACACACACACACACACACACACACACACAAUUCUAAUUGAAUUCUGUCUGAAUUUGCUGAACCUGUGGAAUGGUAAGAUGCAAAUGAUAUUUUAAUGUUGUUCAGAGCUAGCUAAAUAAAUGCCUUAUUCCAGAAUGUUACUGAAAGAAAACUGGGAAAAGUUCAAGAUUUAAUAACCUAUAGUACUCUGAUUCCUGACCUGCUGCUGGUAUUGAUUUAGUAAAAUAUGCUCUAGUACAUUCUAGUGUGUACACUGCCGACAAGCUGAGUUGCUAGCCAAUCUAACUUGUUCCUUACAUGUUCACAGUCAUUCCCAUAUCGUCCAAGUGUGAUUUUGAAAAACCUGCUGCACAUUCCCACCUGCUGGCUAUAAUGGGAUUCCUCUCUGAUUGCGGGCUGUGCACAUUUAAUACUCACAGAGAAGGACCCUAAUGGAGAAUAAUGUUAGAGCUGGGAAUUCGCAAUUAACAGUGCAUUUUCAUUUAUCUGAACAUAGACAGGCACCACAGCACGGAUAUAAUCAGAUACAGCUCAGUAAAAAUGUCACUGGAGGAUAUUGCUACUGGCAAAAUAAUUUAGAGUAAUGUAUCUUCAAAUGAAACAAUAACAUCAAUUUAUACCAAAAGGUGUACAAAAUUUAAGUAGGUACACAGCCUGCAUAAACUAAGAAAAACUUUCUGCUCAUCUUUCACGCAGACUUGACAAUCAUACAGUUCAUGUGAUUACUGUUUUUAAAUCAAAGAAACGUAUGUAUGAUAAAGACAUGGCACAUGUCUUAUAAUCAACUUUUAAUAUCUUUGCUAUUCAAUGGUGAGUGAUUGACAAUAACACAACUUUACUGCUUCUUUAUCCUUCAUGUUCUAACCAGUCUCUUGGUAAAUAGGUUUUUCUGAAAUCUUUACAGUAUUUUGUAUUUAUGGCCCUCAGUUUUGAACUUUUCCACCAAUGGAAACAACUUCUCUAUCAGUAGUCUAUCAAACCCCCUCAUUAUUUUAAAGUCCUCUAUUAAGUGAUCAAAUAUUGCUAUAGCAUGAAUCUAGUUGUACUGAACAUCAAACUGCACCUUUACUGGCUUUAGUUGAUAUCAAUUACACUCGGUGAAUUAAAUAUUAUUUUCCUUAAUAAUGUCAAGAAAUAGAACAAAGUUUUUCUGAGAGAGUGAGAUUUUUUCAACAAAUCCCAUAGGGAAGGGUAGAAAUCUUCUUCAGAAAUUGUUGUGGCCCUUCAUGGUUAAUGAUUAAAUCAUAUACUCUCUUCCUCUUUCAUUUUGCUGGUGUUCAGUAAUCACUCAUAAGAUGCUUUGCCCCAGUGUCCAAAUAUUAUUAUUAUUAUCUAAUAUCCACAUAUGCUUCUACAUUGCUUUUAGCCUCCCAAAAAUUAUAUAUUUGAAAGGCAUUAUAUCUGUCUUGAAAACAAGGGUCUGCAGUUCAAGUUUUGUUGCCUCUGGCUUGGUAGAGAUAAUGGCCUAAAAAUUGCUGUCAAAAUAAUAGGUUAAUAGCGCAUGUUAUUAUUGAUGUGCAAAUACCACUGCACCUUCAGAUGAGGGCAGAUGUGUAACAAAACACAAAAGUGAAAAUUUUCCUCACAGUCAAUAUCUGAAAGAGAACUAUUGAAUUGGAGGGAUUCACUCCUUAAGGUUUUAAUUAUCUGUAUGUUGUUUCAAAUUUCAAUUCUUUUUAAAUGUUGGUGUUCUGUUUCUCUUUUCUCUUUUUUAAUCUCAUAUUCCUUUUUCUCUUUAUUUAAUGUAUUAGACAAUGCAUUCAUCAACUCCAAACUACACUACCUGCUUCAACCUGUGUGUUAUUCAUUUAAUUUGGCUGAGAAGAUGCACAAUCGUUUGUCCUCUUCACUCAGGUGGUUGACACCUGGUAGAGUGUUGCACUCUCUAUCUCAUACUUUCUGUGACUUUAGUGUAAAAUAUCAUGGAGAUUUGGAAGUACAGCAAUUGGAGGUAUUUGUUGUCGUAGUAUUUGGUUCAUAACUUGUCUAAUUGAACAAUGGGCUCUGUGUUCUGGAUUUUAGAAAACUGGCUUCUGCCAAUUAACUUAACAAAAUAGUUGAUCGUUGAUAAUUACUUUUCACAUUUAUUCUUUUCUGGCUUAAUCUAGAACAGAUCAUCCAAGUACUUUGAAAAAUACACUGCAUAAACUGCAAUGCAGACUUUUAAUUAAUAAUAGACUUACAAUCCCUAAAGAUUGGGUGUGGGCAUAAUACAAACACAUUUAGUUAUUAACAACACUAUAAAAAGACCAUGGAGUUCAUAACUGUAGUGCUUAGGAAAUUCAUAUUGGUGCAACAUAUAGGAUAUUGGGCAAUAUAUUGGAAUUCACGGACAUGGGCCAAAUACUGUUCGGAGCCAUUGUGUUUAUGUCAUUCACACAGUAAGAACUCAAAUGUUCUCCACUUACUAAGAUUCACCACAAGCUUAACUGGGGAAAUUGUAGUGUGCAGGCAUGUGUGUUCUAUGUGUAUCUUUCCUUUCUUCGUUGUAGGCAACUGAUAAUUUGGUAAAUGCACAUUCAAAACUAAAAAUGAACAGAGAAGUACAUUUCUGCCUGAGAAAACCUCAAGUGAUUCACUGUCUCAGCAUAUGGGGAACGUAUUAAUCAAAAGCAACACAAAAACUUAAUCAGGAUUUCUGACAUGUGCAGCCAGUUUUGAACUUUUUGUUUACUUUUAUUUUUGUGUAUGUUUAAGUAGUUAGAAAGAUAUGUAUUCUUUAAUCCAUAAAUAUUUGCUUAAAGGUUUUUUAUUGAAACAGCCAAAUUCCAUUCUUUUUGUUAUAAAAGAGAGGAAUUUGAAAGCAGCACUUGAUGAUAUUAGUACUUAAAGUAUUGGCUCAUUGCCUUAUACAAACAUUGCACUUUCCCUAGUGCAGCUUAGGAAGUUGCAAACUAUUGUUAUGUCCAGUACAACUUAAUCAAGCAACAUUGUGAAUGUUUGGACAUUAGUGGCAUUAGAUUUGCUCAAUCAAUCAUAUCCCAAUGGAAAUUUAUUUGGAGAUCAUUUGCUGCUGGUUUCAGCUGUUAGACGGCAAAAUUUAUCCAUUUGAUUUUCCUUACUCAGUAUUGUGAAAAUUAUUUACCUGGUCCUAACAGUAGAUGUUGUUAACCACUAGGCAGGUAGUGCAUGUGUGAAAGAUUUUGUUGUAAACUUUAAACAUCCUGACAGAAACUAGCAAAGAUUUGAAUUUUGUUUAAAAAAAGAAAAUUUUUACUAUGUUUUUGGUUUAAAAGUGAAAGCUUUUUAUGUAUCAAAAAGGAUCUUUUGAAAGGGAAAUAAUGUUCAACUAUGAACUGCUUUAAUAUUUAACAUUACGAUAAUUACAAAGCACCAAAACGGAACACUAUCAAUUAUCCAACACUUCCUUUGCAAUUGUGCUUAAUUGCUCAAUUAUAGGUCAGUUUUCAUAAUUUGUUCGAUAAACUUCGUUUUAGUUUUCAAAACAUUUACUGUAAAUACAAUCUUUAUGUUGAGUUGUAUCAGCCAAAUAUGAAUUUGGAGCUUCAUUGGUGUAUAACCUGCAAAAUAUUGACUGCAUUUCCUAUUUUUAAGACAUUCUUUCCUUGCUAUUGAGUGCAUCACUUGUACAGACUUCCUCAUGUAUGAGGACAGGCAGAUGGCCUCAACCACUAGAGCUCAUUAGGUAAAUAGUAAAUGUACAAAACCAACUUCUGAUGCUUCCUAUAAUUUGUCUCCCUCCUGUGAUGAAGGUUGUGGCUUUAAGGUGGUGCUCCAUCUACCCUCAUCUCCUCCAAAUCCACAUGACCACAACUAAUAUCAGAUAUGUGAAUCUAAAUCAUAGCAUAUUUAAUACCAGUAUGUCAGCAAAUAAUAUUGGUUUUAAAUUAUCUUAGGUGUACCAAUUAUAGAGACAUAGAUUCAUAGAGUCAUCUAGCAGUAAACAGGCCCUUCCGUCCAACUCGUCCACACUGACCAGACCUCCUAAUCUGACCUAGUC